CAACCAAAAGCUGCACAAAUUGCCCCCAUUUUUCAACCUCUCCCUCUCUCUCUCCAUCACUCUCCCCAAAGCCCAAAGGCACACAUCUUCCAAAAUGCUUGUCAGGACAUAGAGCUGUGUUAAGCCGUAGCGAGGAAGAACGAGGAAACUCACGUAUAGAUAACACAUACAACCCUCUUUGAUUAACAUGGCGCUGAGCAACAACGUGAUCGGGGCCAUCAACUUUAUUGCGGUCCUCCUCUCGGUGCCGGUCGUCGGGGCUGGGGUCUGGCUCUCGACCGAGCCCGACAACUCUUGCGUGAAGAUCCUCCAAUGGCCCGUCAUAAUCCUUGGGGUUCUAAUCUUUUUGGUGGCCCUCGCUGGUGUCAUCGGGGGGUUCUUCCGGGUCCAGUGGCUGCUCGUGUUCUACCUGGUCGUGAUGCUGAUCCUCAUCGUGCUACUCUCGUGCCUUGUCGUGUUCGUGUACAUGGUAACGGUGCGAGGCCAUGGGCACCCGGAGCCAAGCCGGGCUUACCUGGAGUACAACCUGGACGAUUUCUCCGGGUGGAUGAAGAGGAGAGUGAGGAGUCCGUACAAGUGGGACCGGAUCCGAACCUGCCUGAGCGCGACCACCAUGUGCCCGGAGCUGAACCAGAGCUAUCGCAUGGCUCAGGAUUUCUUCAAUGCCCGCAUUAGCCCUUUGCAGUCAGGAUGUUGUAAGCCCCCGACAAAAUGUGGGUACACGUUUAUCAACCCGACUUACUGGAUCAGCCCGAUAAACACCGCAGCUGACAUGGACUGCCUCCAGUGGAGCAACGACCAGAACCAGCUAUGCUACAACUGCGACUCCUGCAAGGCCGGCCUGCUGGCUAACCUCAGGAAGGAGUGGAGGAGAGCCGAGGUAAUCCUCAUCAUCGCGCUUAUCGGGCUGAUAUGUGUGUACCUGAUCGGCUGCUGCGCGUUCCGAAAUGCCAAGACCGAGGAUCUGUUCCGCAGGUACAAGCAGGGCUACACAUAGAUAUCCCGGCGGGCAGGGUGCAUAGUUAGGAUUGGAGCUUAGUGUUGGCUUGGGGGGUUAAUUUAGUUUUGGGUAAUCAGUUUGAUGACUUGGAUUUUCAUCAUUGUGCAUUGUAUUGUAUGUGAAAGGAGUUUUUGGGUAUUGACUGAUGAUAUUUCCUCUGUGAGCGAAAGAUCGAUGUGUUACGUUGGAAUUCGAGUACGGCUGUAGAGACCUGCCCGAGAUUUGUGGUCUGUGGGUCCACCCAGUGUUGACCACUGCCACUUUUCUUUCUCCGGAAUGAUGAUGGAAGAGGAUUCCCGCGCU
Molecule: messenger RNA, 1303 nt
Organism: Punica granatum (pomegranate)
Lineage: Eukaryota; Viridiplantae; Streptophyta; Magnoliopsida; Myrtales; Lythraceae
Source: RefSeq, a predicted model, not a curated record